AUGAAUAGCAAUUUAAUAGUUAGGCAGUUUAUACCGAACGACAACACAGUACUUACAAUAUAUUGGACAUUUACAAUCGCUAUAAUCAUUACUAGUUUAAUAUUAUCCAUAUUAAAAGGAUAUUUUCAAAUGGUUGACAAAGAAUCAUUGUUUAACAUAAUUCAAUCUACAAUUCUAAUCGAAUAUUGUAUUGCAUAUAUGUUAGGAGGUUUGUGCUUCAUAAAAUAUGGGAGAUUAGUUGUUAAAUUGCUUGAUGAAAGCACUAAAAUAAUGGGACUGGAAGACAUAAGAAUUUCAGAGAGUAAAGCUUUGCGCUUACAAAGUUAUCGUACUCAUUUAAAUAAGCUCAAGGUUAUGAACUUUAGUCUAUCUGUUAUAGUUUGUUGGUUGGCGGUUAUGGCUUUUUUUGUAGCUCUUUUCAGAAGUAAAAUAGCCGAAUACUUGCCUCUUUACAUCACAUUAGCGAUUAUAAGUUUUGAUGGAACCGCUAUUAUAAACUUAACCGCGCUUUUUGGAAUUGUUUAUGGCGAAGUACAUAAACAGAACAGCGCAGUAGCAGAAGAAGUUACUACAUCAAUUAAUUAUUCUACUACCAAUGAUUAA
This is a messenger RNA of Dentiscutata erythropus, 603 nucleotides long. The record is from the annotation of a GenBank genome assembly. NCBI's taxonomy places the organism in Eukaryota, Fungi, Glomeromycota, Glomeromycetes, Diversisporales, Gigasporaceae.